AAAAUACUCAUUCUUCAACCUGUUUAAGUUUAAAUUUUGUUUUGAGAAUUGUGUAGUAAAAUAGAUUACAUGUUUAAUUCCAGCAUGAUUGUCUUCUCAAGAAUACAAAAGAGGUGAUCAAAGGAAAGCAAAUCUUCUUUCCAGAGUCACCCUACUUCUGCCGCUGGCUGCCGUGACAAGAACAACAAAAGCUAUGCUUGCAGCCAUUCGGAGAUUCAACACAGUGGCAGAACAAACUGCACGACUAACCAGAUUCUCACUUCACCCCCCAAAAUACGUAGAAGUGGAAUUUACCAAUUGUAGUGUAUUCAAGUUGUCUGCUGAAUUUCUCAGAAUAAAUAGCCCUGCUGUUGAUGGUAAAAUCAGAUCAAUUGGAGGUGAAAAGGUGAUAUCUGGAAGACGCCAUGUGGGAAUUAUGUCGGCAGAACCAGUAGGAAACUACGGGGUAAGGCUCAAUUUUGAUGACUUGCAUAAAACUGGUAUUUAUUCCUGGGAUUAUUUCUAUCAUCUAGGAAGCAACAAGUUUACCCUCAUGAGAAAUUACAUUAAAACAUUGAAGAAACACGAGCUUAGUCGAGAUCCACGAGGAAGAAAAUGAUGCAGACUUCUGUUUGAUUACCCAAAACAUAGUUUGAGAUGUGUUGCUUGUUGUCACUUAACAGAAUGACCUUCUGGUAACUCAUUUGUUGUAACUGAAACUUGUGAUAUUAUUAUUGAUUGUGUUGAAUGAAAUUUGAAUGAUGAA
Trifolium pratense (red clover) is the source of this 745-nucleotide messenger RNA. RefSeq lists its product as uncharacterized. The coding region runs from base 194 to 598 and encodes 134 amino acids. The record is from RefSeq and is a predicted model, not a curated record. NCBI's taxonomy places the organism in Eukaryota, Viridiplantae, Streptophyta, Magnoliopsida, Fabales, Fabaceae. The transcript has 5 exons.